Molecule: messenger RNA, 1641 nt
Organism: Lachancea meyersii CBS 8951
Lineage: Eukaryota; Fungi; Ascomycota; Saccharomycetes; Saccharomycetales; Saccharomycetaceae
Source: the annotation of a GenBank genome assembly
AUGCUCGAGACAGAAGCUCUGAAAUCUCUCUACGAAAAACAUUGUAAACAUGGUUUCCAAUACAUUUAUGGUACUGCUGGUUUUAGAUACAAAGCAGAUGUUUUGGACACUGUAAUGUUCACAACUGGUGUUCUCGCUGGCUUGAGGUCACUUUAUUUGAAUGGCCAAACCGUGGGAGUGAUGGUCACUGCAUCGCAUAACCCACCAGAAGAUAACGGUGUGAAAAUCGUGGAACCCAGAGGCGAAAUGCUUGAACAGAGCUGGGAAAAAUACGCUACCGAGCUUGCCAACUGCGCUUCUCAGAGUUAUUCAAGCUUCGAAACUAAAUUGCAAGAAUUGGUAGUGACACUUAAAGUGGACACAAAGAAGUCGGGUGGAAUUGUUGUGGCUCGCGACUCGCGUGAAUCGGGCCCCCAUCUGGUGAGUGCUUUCAAAGCAGGCGCUCAGGUUCUUCCUACGGUCAAAAUUAUAGAUUACGGCAUUCUCACAACUCCUCAAUUGCACUUUUUAACCAGCAAGACUAACGAACUACCCGAAGGCGCAGAAAUAGGUGAACAAUUGUACUACCAAGAAUUGUUGUCUGCGUGGGAUCAGGUUACAGAUCUUUGCGGAAUUAAGUCCCUCCCCUUCCAUCUCCAGAUUGAUGCUGCCAAUGGUAUUGGUGGACCAAAAGUCAUGGAGAUGCUGUCACAAUCAGACUUUUUCAGUGGGGCAUACGAGGUGGUAAAUGCCGAUUGGCAAACAUACGCCGCGUUAAACCAUUUGUGCGGCGCAGACUUUGUCAAGACAAACCAAAAGCUGCCACAUGGCAUUUCCAGCAGUGGAAACCAAGCAGCAAAUCAGAUUAGCUGCUCAUUUGACGGUGACGCAGAUAGAAUUGUUUUCUACUACUGCGAUGCCAUGGGCCACUUCCGAUUGUUAGACGGUGACAAAAUGGCCACCUUGUUUGCCAAGUUUUUCCAGGACUUGCUUCAUCAGGCUGGACUUCAAGAUGCGAUUGAAAUGGUUGCUGUACAAACUGCGUAUGCAAAUGGCAGCUCUACUCAUCACCUUGAGAAAGUGCUUGGUGCGACGGUCAAGUGCACAUCCACGGGUGUGAAACAUUUGCAUCAUGAAGCGGUCAAGUCUGACAUUGGGAUUUACUUCGAGGCUAACGGUCAUGGCACGGUGAUUUUCUCGACUAAAUUCGUCGACACGGUGAAUCAGAGGCUUGCGGCCAGCACGCAAGACAUCAGCAAAUCCCAUAAAGCUUUACAAUUAUUGAAGUUGUUCACCAAGCUAAUUAAUCAAACUGUAGGAGAUGCAAUUUCUGACAUGUUGGCAGUCUUGGCGGUUUUGUCAAUUUUGAAUUGGACUCCUCAAAAGUGGGAUCAGGAAUAUACUGACUUGCCCAACCGUUUGCUCAAAGUCUCGGUACCAGACAGAACCUUAUUCAAGACCACAAAUGCAGAGAGACAGCUUGUGAGCCCCGCUGGUCUUCAGCAGAAAAUUGACGUUUUGGUGUCAAAGUUUGACAAGGCAAGGUCAUUUGUGAGAGCUAGUGGGACCGAGGAUGCUGUCAGAGUUUAUGCCGAAGCCGCUUCUAGGGCACAAGCCGACUCGCUGGCCUCAAUGGUGGGCACAAUUGUCGAAAAUUCCUGA